GAGACUACUCCUCCGUCAAUGGCCGACAACGUAUCCAUUAAUACCUAGGCAUCUUCCAUUUUACAUGCUGCUAGUGAAGUCACCUCGGAUUACCCUGGCAUUCCAAAAAAAAUAUGCCAGCAAUACACGCUGACGAUGAUUUCAUAGUUGCCCUUUUACCAGUUCCUAAAAGGCCGGGUACGCAUUUGUGAGCAGCAACAUUGAGAGUGUCAUUGUUACUUAACAUCAGGUGAGCCUCUUGUCCUUUUCUUUAUUUAUUUAGCAGGAAUCAAACCGGCUGGCGGCUCAUCUGAUGUUAAGUGAUGGACAUGCCCAUGGACACUUUAGAACACGGCCUUUUAGAAAUUCGUACGCUAAUAUUAUUCAAAUUGUAAUCUUAUCUCUAAACUGACCUUGGAGAUAAUAAAUUUUUUCUCAAGACUUAAUUAAUUAUAUUUCAUUUAUCGUGACCUCGUUGUUUACGUUUGAUACGAUUAUCAAAUAACAGAUCCCUUAGCACAAUAAAAUCAUUAUUCUUUGCGGAACUUCACAGUUACAACAUAUUUACAAACAAAUAUAGUUAAGUGCGAAAACAUGUGGCUUGAAAUAGGUAUAACUUUGGUAUAUUUAUUACUAGCAAUUUUAUUUGGAUACGCUGUAGUAAUAAUAAUUUUUAAAAUUCUAAUCGAACCAGAACCAGUAAUGUGCAAUUGUAAAACUAGACUAGAAGGUAAAACUGUUCUGGUGACCGGCGGAAAUUCAGGCAUCGGCUUCGAAACAGCAAAAAAUCUAGCCCAGCGUGGUGCAAGGGUCAUCAUAGCCGAUGUUACGAACGCUGAAAAGUCAGUCGAAGAAAUCAUCAGAUUCACGGGCAACGGAAAAGUAGAAUACCGACAUUUGAAUCUCGCUAACUUCAAAAGCAUUAAAGCUUUUGCUGAAGACAUUAAUAAAACAAUAGACCAUUUGGAUAUUUUGGUUAAUAACGCUGGAUGUUUGAUGGAUAACAAAGCUACAGAAGAUGGAAUAAAUAUGAUAAUGCAAGUUAAUUACUUGGGACCGUAUCUGCUAACUAAACUGAUUUUAGCAAAACUUAUCCCAACGCAAAGCCGUAUAGUGAACGUAUCAUCUGGGAUGUAUUUCUUUGGUGAAUUAGACUUGCAAGAUCUAGCAGGAUUGAAACGGAAGAAUUUUUUCAAAUCAUACGUCAAUAGCAAACUCUGUACUGUUCUGUGGACGAAGGCGUUGGCCAAGACCCUGCCCAAAAAUGUGUCAGUGUUCUGUCUACACCCAGGCUUGGUGGCAACAAAUAUUGUUGGUUUUCUAAAAAGGCCAAUAGGUACAUUUAUUAAGAAAUGCUCAAACGGGAUAGUGAGAAAUCCGUAUAAAGGUGCUCAAACGAGUAUUCACCUUUGUGUGGCUCCGAAUAUAGAAGCAUUGUCUGGAAGUUAUUUUUCGAAUUGUAAAGUGGCAACUACGACCAAAAUUAUAAAUGAUACUAAUAUAGAUGGUUUGUGGAAUAAAACUGCUCUCUUUUUUAACGAAAAAUUAAUUAAUAAGUGAAUAAUUAAUAUAUGAUUACUGGAAAAUGUAAAUACUAACACAAUAGUUUUAAAUCAACGUAAUGUUAGAUUAACAUUAUAUAAUAAAAGUCUUAUAUUUCA
Pieris napi is the source of this 1640-nucleotide messenger RNA. RefSeq names its product retinol dehydrogenase 11-like. The transcript has a single exon. The record is from RefSeq and is a predicted model, not a curated record. Bases 574 to 1539 code for a protein of 321 amino acids. NCBI's taxonomy places the organism in Eukaryota, Metazoa, Arthropoda, Insecta, Lepidoptera, Pieridae.